GGUACGUUCAUCCAUGGAUUUCUUCAGAAGCUGUUUACUGUUAAAAAAAAAAGAGAUUUUACCUGAGAUUUUUACCAUAAGAUGCAGUUUUCAGCUUUGAGAAGCAGAGCUAAACUGGACAACACUCAACUACACAGACAGCCUCAGUUACAGAUUUGUUCACAGCACUGUUUUCUUCGGGAGCGGCUACAAAACUUCCCCUCCAAGGACUGGAAAAGCUGAUCGAAGACUCUGAACUUCUAAUAAAUGUGCAGAGAAGAUGAAGAGCUGCACCAACAAAACUGAAAUCUAAGAUAUUUGUAUCUACCAAUGAAGAACUGUCCUCAGCAUUAAGCAACUUUGAGCUUUGAACUUUUAAGCAAAAUGUUUUAGCAGAUGAUCUGAAGCUCAUACAGUAGAUCAAUGAAAAGUGCAGGAGAAACAUUUGUUUCUGCUUUUUGUUUAUAUGUUACACUGCACUAGCACUUUAAAGAUGAUCUGUGGCUUAAAUUUUUUUUCUUUCAUUGUUCUGAUUGCUGCUAUUUUCUUCAUGACUAUUCAACUCUGUUUUUGCGGAUGUGCCCGGGCUGAAUAUCAGAGGGAGAAUGGAGAAUGCUGUCCUAUGUGUGCGCCCGGAAAUCGUGUUUAUAGGCACUGCACUGAGGAUACAAGCACUACAUGUGUUCCGUGUCUUGAUUCAACAUUUAUAGAUGCACCAAACGGACUCAGAGAAUGCUUUAGCUGUACAGUGUGUGAUCCUAAUCAGGGUUUAAGAGUAAAGACUCCCUGCACUCAAUCAUCAGACACAGUCUGUGAGCCACUAGAUGGAUAUCACUGUACUGAUCAGCACAGAGGCGGCUGUAUACAUGCUCUGAAACACACAAGCUGCAGCCUUGGACAGUAUAUAAAGCGUAAAGGAACAGCAUCUAAAGAUGCUGAAUGUGCUGAAUGUGCAGAUGGUACCUUCUCAAAUGGGUCUCUUCAGAUUUGUCAGCCACACUCAAAAUGUGAAGAGCUGGGACUUACAGAAAUAAAGGCAGGAACACAUUCUUCUGAUGCUGAAUGUGGAAAUAAAACUCCAGCUGCUCUGAUAGCUGGAAUCAUAGUUGCUGUUCUCAUUGUGGCUGUGGCUGUAGCUGUAGCAGUUAUCAUUCUCAAAUUUAAGCGUAGGACUGCCCAGCGUGCAAACUGUGCUGUUCAAUCACCUGAGUAUAAUAAUGUACCAACACAAGAAACUGCAUUACAAAAAUCUAGAGCGACACGGGUAGCUCUGGAGACAACAGACAGGUCCUUGGAAGGUGAUUAUUCAGUAAGGGUGUUGUUGUGAUCAAGAAGAACAUGAGAGACUUGGAGGCCUAACAUAAGGAAUUUGUCCAGAAUAUCUAUUAUAACCUAAAUCUGUAUAUUAAUAAAUAUACUGGUUCAUA
This is a messenger RNA of Pygocentrus nattereri (red-bellied piranha), 1406 nucleotides long. RefSeq names its product tumor necrosis factor receptor superfamily member 14-like. Gene Ontology annotation, biological process: immune response; positive regulation of cytokine production involved in immune response; positive regulation of T cell migration. NCBI's taxonomy places the organism in Eukaryota, Metazoa, Chordata, Actinopteri, Characiformes, Serrasalmidae. Gene Ontology annotation, cellular component: external side of plasma membrane; membrane. The transcript is spliced from 9 exons. Gene Ontology annotation, molecular function: protein binding; transmembrane signaling receptor activity. The record is from RefSeq and is a predicted model, not a curated record. The coding region runs from base 446 to 1306 and encodes 286 amino acids.